Ostrea edulis (European flat oyster) is the source of this 9354-nucleotide messenger RNA. Its product is annotated as endophilin-A3-like. Gene Ontology annotation, cellular component: glutamatergic synapse; presynapse; cytoplasm. Lineage: Eukaryota; Metazoa; Mollusca; Bivalvia; Ostreida; Ostreidae. The coding region runs from base 5933 to 7012 and encodes 359 amino acids. Gene Ontology annotation, molecular function: protein binding. The record is from RefSeq and is a predicted model, not a curated record. Gene Ontology annotation, biological process: synaptic vesicle uncoating. The transcript has 12 exons.
AGAAUUCCAAGAUGGACAACGUAUAAGGGCACGGAGCAGAGAUACCAGACGAUUAUAGUUUCCAUGAAAAAAAAAAAUUCCUCGUCACCAUGAGCUUGCAGGUUCUCUGUCCUUUCUGUCUGAAGGAAAAACAUUUCCGAAAAACAACCCCGGAUUUACGAGACCACGUUCUACGAGAACAUAAACGAGAUGUUGACCGGCUUGGGUCUCUCAAAAACGACCUCUUUACAGAGUCAAAUGGAUUCUGGUUUUCGUUUGUUCCACAUGAAUAUCGACAAUAUAUUGAACCUUCGGAUCCCAAGAGUUCCUGCGCAAGCGCAGCCCGGGAUCUUGUGAGGAACUGGCUUGCGAAAGUAAGGGAGUCAAGUCGCUCCAUUCACGAUUGGGAACGAGGCUGGAAACUGGCAGAGGAGGGGAAAUCGAGGGUUAGUGGGAAGAGAAAUAUGGAGAGACCACUUUUGAUGGACAUAAAUGGUGCCUCGGAACAUGUUGAUCAAUCAGAACCUUGUGUAAAAAUCAAUAAAUCGGAUGCAUAUUCCCCCCGCAGACCCGCCAUCACUCGAGAUCAGCUGGUGAUCCACUCCAUCUACGACACAGUGGACGGUAUCUCUGCUCUUCUAUAUACAGAGGGCCAAUGCCAGAUCUGGUACCGCUGUAUCCUGGCCAAAGAAAUCACAUCAGAUCCAAGAUCCUAUGUAAACAUUGUUCAUAAGAAGGCUGCGUUAAAACAGAAUUACAAUGAACCUCCCACUAGUAUGAAGGAAGUCAAUACAAAUCACCUGAGGAUGAAAGACACCAUUGCGACCACACUAGGAAUACCCUCUCGACUGGUGGCAAAGGUCACGUAUGGCAUUAAAUUAUACCAACCGUCCAAGAAUCAAGCCAGCAGAACGUAUUCACCGACGAUAAUGACUCCCCUUCAUGACCUCUGGGAAGAGGACAACCAUCCGAUGCCUGAUUCUCACAUCCGAUCUCCGGUCAUGCUGAACACCAGCUCUCGUACGGGAAUGGAUAAUGGGGACGAAGUUAUGCUCUCUGAUUUAGAUGAACUUUUGGAAAAUGAUGCCGAGUCACGGGGGGAAUACAGGGGAAACACCUUUCUUAGACCCGAUGACGUCAAGACUGAAUUUACUUCCGAAACUUCUACCUCUGAACUCGCUACGGAAACAGGUUCCUCAGUAGACUCGGGGUAUUUCGAUCUUGGAAAAGAAAAGCAUUUGUCAGAGGUCAUCAUGCAUUCAACAAAUAAGCAGUCCCAUCAAUCACCUGCGAAAUAUGAGAACGAUGGUGAAGUAAUUGUUCUGGACACAACCAUUCCAGCAACCCAUUCUCGUAAAACAGCUCUCGAAUUUUUAAGCACCGGAGUUAUGCCUAUCAUCCCGCCAGCGAAGCGAGAGUGGACAGACGUGCGCCCUCUGGCGCUGCUGACUGACCCACAGCCUCUGUACUGGCCCCCGAAAGACUGGGAGAAUCUCAGUCCGGAUGCGCGCCUGUUUGCGUGGGAAAUGGCAGCAUUUAGACUUCACACUUCCGGUAGACAACCAAAGCCAUUGGAUUGGGACCGAGUAUCCGUACUGACCAUUUACAAUAUGUUGGCACUUCCGGGGACGGCAAAUUUGUCUGUUGAGGAACCAAGGCGAGAAGAGACGGAGGUGAGGCUAUGUAACUUUAACAUGAUGAAGAAAAUUGUUCUUCACGGGACCAAAAGCCAAACCGAGCGGAUGUUUCUGAGAAUGAUGGAACAAGCUUCUGUCCACCGUGAGCGUUCGACAGACUGGCUUACCACUCUCUUAGACGCUCACAACGUUAGACUUCGCUUGACAAAAUGAGCUAUGUAUCUUUGAAAUUUUGAAUUUUAACGGAUCGACAAAGGAAGGUGUUCAAUCGUUCUUUUACGUAUUCUGUAUUACAGAAAGACUGUAUAAGCUGAGAUUCCAUACAGCUCUUUUGUUUUUAAUGUUCCCUCUGUUUUCUUCUCCUUUAUUAUUCUGUUAGAUAUUUUGUGUUUUUCAUAUUGUUUUCAUGAUUUUUGUGGCAUAUAUUUUGUUAUAUGUACCUUUCAAAAACCAUAAAGGAAGAAAAUGGCCCAUAAAAGGAAGUAUUUUACUGCGUGGAUAUAAUGAUAUUUGAUAAUAUCUUAUUAGCGCGUGAACGAGGGAAUCAGUGCUGAUACAACUGCUCGAGUUUAGCCAAAAAAGACUAAUUUUUUCAUGUAAAUUGCAUGUUUAUAAAUCUAUGAUCUAAAUUGAUAGUGUUUGUGUCUUUGUUUCCUUUUUAGAAAAACCAAACUCAAAGAAUAGAUCGGACCGUAGUAUAUCCAUUUUAUUUUAGUUUUACAAAUUAGCUUAUAAAUAUUGUAGUCUAUAUUUGAAUAGCUUUGAAUAUCAAUGAACAAAAUUUUGUCAAGACGAAGAUGCGACUGGGAAACCAGUUGAAGCUAGAUAAUUUGGCAGGGGAUGGGUGUCUCGGUGCAUCUAUGAUGUUUUAAAUCUUGUAGUAGUUCCAACCCGCGUGUGUGAAUGUAUGUAUUUACAUAAUAUGAUAUAUAUUAAAUAGAGUAUGAACAUGGUUCGAUUUUAAUUUUUACCGAUUUUGUGUUAUUCUUAGGUACAGAAUGAAAUUAGAAAGAGUUUUGAACUGACAAAUAUUCGCAAUGGAUAAGUUUCAAGCCUAAACAGAGAAGCUUUUGUGUGUUUCUAGGUCGGACUUGCAACCAAGUUUCUGGCACAUUCUCCCUUUAGCACCUCAAAUUGACACUUCAAAUGUUUAUAUUUUUUAAAAUUGCAUAUCUACAUCUAUGAGGACAAUUGGAACGGAUAUCAAAGAUAAUUCACCCAACAACAAAAGCAGAGUAAUGGGGAAAACGAACUCAGUAUUGAUUUUAUUUUAGUUUUUUUUACUACAGUGACAUGCACGUACAAUACUACAGACAUGUGUACAUAUACACGUGUACAACAAUACAUUUAUAGACAUGUGUACAACAAUACAUUUAUAAACAUGUGUACAACAAUACAUUUAUAGACAUGUGUACAACAAUACAUUUAUAGACAUGUGUACAACAAUACAUUUAUAUACAUGUGUACAACAAUACAUUUAUAGACAGGUGUACAACAAUACACUUAUAUACAUGUGUACAACAAUACAUUUAUAGACAUGUGUACAACAAUACACUUAUAUACAUGUGUACAACAAUACAUUUAUAGACAUGUGUACAACAAUACAUUUAUUUUAUAGACAUGUGUACAACAAUACAUUUAUAGACAUGUGUACAACAAUACAUUUAUAUACAUGUGUACAACAAUACAUUUAUAGACAUGUGUACAACAAUACAUUUAUAGACAUGUGUACAACAAUACAUUUAUAUACAUGUGUAUAUAUACAUGUGUACAACAAUACACUUAUAUACAGGUGUACAACAAUACAUUUAUAUACAUGUGUACAACAAUAUACUUAUAGACAUGUGUAUAUAUACAUGUGUACAACAAUACAUUCAUAGACAUGUGUACAACAAUACAUUUAUAGACAUGUGUACAACAAUACACUUAUAUACAUAUGUACAACAAUACACUUAUAUACAUGUGUACAACAAUACACUUAUAUACAUGUGUACAACAAUACAUUUAUAGACAUGUGUACAACAAUACAUUUAUAUACAUGUGUACAACAAUACACUUAUAUACAUGUGUAGAACAAUACAUUUAUAUACAUGUAUACAACAAUACACUUAUAUACAUGUGUACAACAAUACACUUAUAUACAUGUGUACAACAAUACAUUUAUAGACAUGUGUACAACAAUACAUUUAUAUACAUGUGUACAACAAUACACUUAUAUGCAUGUGUACAACAAUACAUUCAUAGACAUGUGUACAACAAUACAUUUAUAUACAUGUGUACAACAAUAAAUUUAUAGACAUGUGUACAACAAUACAUUUAUAGACAUGUGUACAACAAUACAUUUAUAGACAUGUGUAACAUAUACACUUGUACAACAAUACAUUUAUAGACAUGUGUAACAUAUACUUGUGUACAACAAUACAUUUCUAAACAUGCAUAAAUCAUCACAUCCGAUCAGCUAGAUCUACAUGUCACUAGUAAAGUGUGAUCAUGGAUUAAAAUGCUAUGAAAAGCAAUUAAUGAAAGGACAACCUUUUGCACCUAAAAUGUCAAGAAACUAUAUAUGUAAAUUUUAUGUUUUGAUCAAGUUUCCCAGAGAAUUUAACUUUUUGUUUGUUUGUUUGUUUGUUUACUUGUUUUGGAUCAAUCUAAAUUACUCAGCCACAUGCAUUUUGAAAUGUGGGGAUCAGUGUUUAAAUUACUGGAAUAAAGAAUCGUAAUAUUGGGAUGAAAUUAAACAGAGCUCUUUAUUGAUACUUGAUUUAUAACUAAACCUCUACUGCAAUUAUAUAUAUGUCGAAAAUAUGCGAUAUCAAUUUUUGAAAGUUUAUUCAUUAAUUUAUUUUUUGGCCUUCGAUGAAAAAAAGUUGACAAAUAAUUUGAAUAAAUCAAUGUGAAGGGGUGUGUUUUAUAUGGCUUGAAAUUGAAAACUUGUACAAUUUGAAUAAAGUUCGUUUACAGGUUUUGAUUCUCGAAAUAGAUUGAUCCCAGUUUGGAUAGCACUUCGCCGGAUUAGUAACAAAUUCCUUCAAAACCAAUGCUUUUAUUAUUUUGUUUCUCGUUCUCGGGAGUUAAAUAUAAAAAUGUUAAUUGAAACUCAUUCAACUGUUCAUUACUACACUGUAAUAAACUAGUUUGAACAUAGGAUUUCUCCUAGCGUCAGUUGAGUAGGAACAUAAUAAUCAGCACAAAAAUAAAAUGAAAUCAACUUUUAAAAAAAUCAAGUAAAAUCUUUUUAGCAUAGAUAAUUUACGAUAUUUUGUGGACACGUCGUUUAACCAAACGAAAAUAAGUAUGUUGCCACCUUUUUUUAAGUUGUCAGACAAACAAAAACAGAAGUAUAGGUCAAUAUCAGAAAAUCACACAUUUUGAUGAAAAUACAUGUAGAUUAAAAACUUGUUGAAAUGACAAAUUUUUGAUGUCAACAAUUUAGAAAAAUUGCUAAAUUGAAAAGUAUAUAUAACUCAAUUGUGAAUAUUAGGGAAAUAUAAUAGACACACAACAGAGAAGAUACCAGCAUAGGAGUUAUUGCCCUUGACAACAUUCUCGAAAUUAUAAAUAAUUAAUUAUUCAUGGAAAAUAUAAACCUUUUCACUAUCAAUAGUUUACCAGAAUUUUUAUUUUAUCCAGUGAAUAAAAAAAUUCUUUGAAAGAAUAUUUCUAUCAUGCACAAAGUUUAAUUUAGUAAAGAUUUUUGCAAAAACCUAUGACCUCACAUGAAGAUCGAACUACCUUAAUGAAUAAGUGUAGAAAAAAAAAGUCUAUGUGGCACUAAUAUUAACACGCUUCAGUAAUCUUACUUUGCAUGGGAAAAAAAAAGUACGGUGUCAAUAACUGAAAAGGAGAGGGGAAUAACAAUUGAACAUUUUAAUUUAUGCAUAAUUCUUUUAAAAUUUUGCAUGUAGCAUGGCCCUUCCUGAUUCCACGUGCCUUACCAUGGAAACUAUAUUGUACAUUAUAUAAUGACAAUGUAUUUGCUAUAAAAUUCACUCGCAAAUUUUUUCAUUGUAAUUUCUUUGGACAUCGUGGGUUCAAAUACAAAUUGAUUAGAUAAAUAAAACGCAUUCAUACAAAGACGUGGACUCUCGAGAGAAUAACAUAUAUCAUUUAAUAGAUUAAACAUGAAGGCAAAAUGUUUCUAUAAGAUUUAUUACAUGUAUUUUUUUUUUCCGAUAUAGAGAAUUCCAAUUUUAUCAGAUUGAAUUUUUUCCAAAUGUUUAGAUAUUCGCUGCGCGAUUUGUGUUAAGUCGUCAAUAUUAGUGGGAGUACGUCUAAAUAAUAGAUUUGACAGUUUGAAGUGAGAAAUUUAUAUCAAAAUGUCGUGGGAAGGAUUCAAGAAGCAAUUCAAUAAAGCAAAUCAGUAUAUGAGUGAAAAAAUUGGUGGUGCAAAAGGAACAGAACUGGAUGAUGAGUUCGUAGAAAUGGAAAGGAGAAUUGAUGUGAUGGGGAAGUUGGUUGAUGACUUGAUUUCAAAAACACAGGAAUAUCUCCAACCAAACCCAGCGUCUAGAACAAAGAUGAUGGUUGUAAAUAACUUCUCAAAAGUGCGAGGAAAUACGAAAAACAUUUCCUACCCCCAGCCAGAAGGGACGCUGGGGGAACAUAUGAUUCGGCAUGGCAAGGACCUUGGGGAAGAUAUGAUGUUUGGGGAAUGUCUCCAGGAUGCAGGGGAAGUGUUCAAACAGCUAGCUGACCACAAGUAUGCACUGGAGGACAAUGUGAAACAGAACUUCCUGGGUCCCCUGGCAGACCUCCAGUCAAAGGACCUAAAGGAGGUCAAUCACCACAGAAAGAAAUUGUCUGGGAGGAGACUGGACUUUGACUGCAAGAAAAGGAAGAAAGAUAAAGAGGCUGGUGCAAAGACUGCAGGGGCAAGUGUGUCGGAUGAAGAAAUUCGAGCAGCAGAAGAAAAGUUUGAUGAAUCCAAGGCACUUGCAGAAAAUGCUAUGCACAACUUGCUGGAAAAUGAGGUGGAGCAGAUUGCCCAGCUUCAGUCAUUCAUUGAGGCCCAAAGGGACUACCACAAGGAUGCGGCGUCACUCCUGGAUGAUUUGCUGGAUAACGUAGAGCAAAAACGAAAUGAAGCUGUAUCCAGACCAAAGAAGGAGUUUGUACCAAAGUCCUCCAGCCGGAUUUCAACAGCCUCAAACCACAUGUAUGACACAGCCGACAGCUAUACAUUCAACCACUCACCCCCUGCAACCAAAAAGGAACCAUGUGCAAAGGCCUUGUAUGACUUCGAACCUGAAAACGAGGGAGAGCUAGGCUUCAAUGAAGGAGACAUUGUCAAACUCAUCUCUCAAAUUGACGAGAACUGGUAUGAGGGCUCGCUGAAUGGUCAGACCGGAUUCUUCCCUGUGAAUUAUGUGGAGGUUGUUGUAGAUCUUCCUCACUGAGCUGCCUAUACAAAUAUGCCACCAGAAAAAAACUGGCCAGGUGGGGGUCAUGUGAAUCACCCCUCUGGUAGACAAAGGGACUUGUUAGUUAAUUGUCAGUAGUUUAAUUCCUUCUAGCUUGCUGCCACUUCUUUGACAAAUGCCUAUUAAAAGUAUCUGUGUAAGACAGUGGGGUGUACCAAAACUCCCGUACACCGUGUUCUCAGGGCAUUUUGUAGGUGGUUCUUUAGAAUCUUAUGGUUUCAAUGUACCUUGCUCUCCUCUAUGAGAUUAUCCUUUACACUUGUUUUAGUCUCUUUAAGAUUUUCAUGAUAGUUUGGUGCUUGUAGGAUAUUAUUUGACAUGAAUUGAUAUGAGACAAUGACUGAAUUUUUUUCUGUGUCAAUUCUUCCUUUUUACCUUUUGUCUUGCCAGAUAAAGACCUCCACAAUGUGCACUUUAAAAAUUAAUAAAUAAACCAAACAAGAAUGUGUGCAUUAAUGCAUUAACACAUUGUAAGAAAAUAGUACAAGUUUAUUAUAUUAAUCAUGAUCAAGUAUUUAAAAAUAUGUAUUGUAUAUUAUUCUGAAAUAGCUAUCAAGAGAUGAGUCUGUAAUGUGCAUAAACAUGACAUGGUAUAGUUUUGGUGUUUUAGUUGUGAUACUUGGUAUCAAUCAGUCAUGUAGAAAUAUAUGUGUGGGCAGCUGUCAUAGAAAGCUCAAUUCUACUUACUGCUUGUGUUACUGGAAACAUAACGUAUUCUUUUAUUGCAAGUGUGCUUUUCACUGUGACCAAAGACAAAUGUAGCUCGCAUACCUCUAAUGCUGAAGAACAUUGCUGAAGAACAAAAUUCACCAUUUUUUGUUCUAGAACCAAAAGCAGUUUCAUUUUUAUUUGCAAAUUUAUUAUACAUAAUUCUCACCAAAAUGCCCACAUAUUGAUUGCUUUAAAUUCUAGUUACCAUUUUUGUAUAUAAAUAUAAACUAACCUUUCAUGUUCCUAAAAUUAUGUAUAUUUUAUCAAUGAUCCAGGUUUUUAAAAUUAAUUUUGUUAGAAGUUAAAAAUUUAUUUGUAAUGGUCAUAUGCUGUGCUGAGUCCAUGACCAACCAAUUAAAACCACCUCCCUACAGAAAUACCCCAAGAUGCUUACACCUCCGUUAGAUAGACAUCCAACACCCAACCCUCCCUUCAGAAAUACCUCCCAACACAUUGACUCCUCUGUUCAUAAAUAUCCCCAGUGCACUGACACCUCCAUUUAGAAAUUUUAACUUUUUUAUUUUUUGGACAUCCCCAUUGGAUAAUUUCACCCUCCUUUCUCACCGAAACUUCUGCUGGUCAGAAUUUACAGUCCUUUUGAUUUGUGUUGAAUUUGCUUACUGAAAAUUGUAAAGUAUUGAGGUCUCCCGAUUUGCUGCACAGUGAAAUUUUGACGGAGUGGUCAGCCCCUGAUUCGUGUUUAGUGUUUUUUUUUUUUUAAAUGCUUAAUGGGUAUAUGAAUUAGUUGUCAAGAAACAUUUCCAACCAGAUAUUGGUAAUGGCAGAGAAUCUUAGCUUGUUGGAAUGGAUUUAAAUUCUAUUAGAGAUUAUAAUUCUUUUAUCUUCUACUUUGCAAUAUCUGAAUUCCCCCUUAAAUUCCCCCUCAAAGUUUUUCUCAGAAACCAGCAUGGAUACCCACUUUUGAGUUGGUUGUAGCAUUUCAUUGUUACUUGACAUGUCAGGCAUAUGUUAAUUUGUCUCCUAAACUGUUGUAGUUCAUUCUUUGUCUGGUAUGCUAAAUAAAUGUUUCUAUCGACAAAAUUUUGUUUCUAUAUUUUUUGUUUGCAUGUACAUUAUGAUUCAUGUCAAAUCUUGAAAUGCUUGCUGCAAGCUUCCAUUUCAUUUAUUAUAUAGCUGUGUUUCAGGAAAAGGUUGAAAAUAAAGUUGAGGUUUGGUUACUGUGAUAUGCUUGCAUUUUAUUUGUGACUUAGACAAAUGAAACAAAUCUUUUAGAUUUUAGAAUAUUUUUAAGUUGUAUAUUGUGCAUCAAAACAAUAAGUUUUCAAACCAUGAUUGUUCAGUGUGAUGAUUUGAUUUUUAAUGAUUUCGAAUAUGAUUGUCCACUUUUGAGAAUCUCUUUCCAAAUGCACUGAUAAAUAGGUGGUAUUCAGAAUGCUUCACUAUUUGUAAAUUUUGCAGGUUUGUUUUUUUAAAAUGUAUUUCAUUUUAUUUGAAUUGGCGUGUAAUUUUUACAUACUGUAAAAUUAGUAAUUAAAUGGAAUUUCGUUGUUAUAACUUAUAAGAUACUGUUUUGAUUGGAAUUAGUGUGAAUGAAUUGGGAUGUGAGUUAUGUUAAUAAAGUAUCGUUAUAGAUCUAUUACAUGGAA